This is a messenger RNA of Spinacia oleracea (spinach), 2310 nucleotides long. RefSeq names its product cinnamoyl-CoA reductase CAD2. NCBI's taxonomy places the organism in Eukaryota, Viridiplantae, Streptophyta, Magnoliopsida, Caryophyllales, Amaranthaceae. The record is from RefSeq and is a predicted model, not a curated record. The transcript has 12 exons. Gene Ontology annotation, molecular function: oxidoreductase activity, acting on the CH-OH group of donors, NAD or NADP as acceptor. Bases 195 to 2111 code for a protein of 638 amino acids.
UGACACUUUUAAAUGAUACGUGAUAUUGUACAUUGUAAAAUAUUUUUACUGAUUUUUAAAUUCACAAUCAACAUCUCUAAUAAGAAAGGAGAAUCACUAAUAGCAUCUCACGAUUGUCAACAAUAGGAUAAGGAGGUGAAAAAUCAACCCCUUUAAACCUCAAAACUCAAAAGAAAAACAAGGAGUAAAUCUCAAUGGAAAAAAAUAUGAGUGGAGAAGGAAGGAUAGUGUGUGUGACUGGUGCUUCAGGUUACAUUGCUUCUUGGAUUGUCAAGCUCUUGCUUCAACGAGGAUACAUUGUCAAUGCCACUGUUCGCAGCUUAAAUGAUCCCACAAAAACAGAGCACUUGCUUGCAUUGGAUGGUGCUGAACAGAGGCUUCACUUGUUUGAAGCAAACCUCGUGGAGGAAGGCUCCUUUGAUUCUGCUAUUCAUGGAUGUGAUGGUGUUUUCCAUACCGCGACUCCCCUUAUAUUUCUUUCCACAAACCCCGAGGCAGAAGUGAUUGAUCCCGCUGUGAAGGGAACUCUAAAUGUGCUGGCCUCAUGUGCAAAAGCUCCAACCGUCAAACGAGUGAUUUUCACAUCUUCUACUGCAGCAGUUGUACACACUGAUGUACCUCUUACCAAUGAGACGGUGGUUGAUGAAACUUGGUUUUCUUCUCCAGAAAGCUGUAAGGGCAAAAAAGGGGAAUGUUAUGUGCUAUCAAAAACUUUUGCAGAAGAUGCUGCAUGGAAAUUCGCCAAAGAGAAUGGCAUUGACAUGAUAUCAGUAAACCCGGCUGCUGUAAUAGGCCCAAUGUUGCAGCCAACAAUGAAUCUUACUACCUUUUACUAUGUUUUCAACUUGAUUAAUGGGUCGGAAACUUACCCAAAUGCAACUUUAGGGUGGGUUCAUGUCAAAGAUGUUGCUGAAGCACAUAUUAGAGCCUUGGAGAUCCCUACUGCUAAUGGGAGGUACAUACUGAGCGAAACUGUUGCACAUUUUUCAGAUAUUGUCAAAAUCUUGCACGAGCUAUACCCAAAUGCCAAACUCCCUAACAAGUGUGAGGAUGAUCAGCCAUUUGAGACGACUUACAAGCUUUCAAAGGACAGAGUUAAAACCUUAGGCAUUGAUAAACAAGCUAUGGAUUCCAAAGGAGGAGAAGGGAAGAAGGUGUGUGUUACAGGUGCUUCAGGCUACAUUGCUUCUUGGAUCGUCAAACUCUUGCUUGACCGUGGUUACACCGUCAACGCCACCGUUCGUCGCCUAAAUGAUCCGAAGAAAGUAGACCAUUUGCUUGCAUUAGAUGGAGCAAAAGAAAGACUUCACUUAUUCGAAGCCAAUCUCUUAGAAGAAGGCUCCUUUGAUUCUGCUAUUCAAGGAUGUGAUGGUGUUUUCCAUACUGCAUCUCCCGUUAAACUCGAAGUUUCAAAUCCUCAAGCAGAGCUAAUUGAUCCAGCAGUAAAAGGAACACUGAAUGUCCUUACAUCCUGCGCCAGAAUCCCAACCAUCAAACGCAUAGUUUUCACAUCAUCAAUGGCUGCAGUUCUUCUCACUGGUAGACCUCUAACUGCUGAAACUGUUGUCGAUGAAACAUGGUUUUCUGUCCCGGAAAUCUGCGAGAAACAACAAAUGAAGUGGUAUCUUCAGUCAAAGACAUUGGCCGAAGAAGCUGCAUGGAACUUUGUUAAAGAACAUGGGCUUGAUAUGGUGUCGAUAAACCCUGCAAUUGUUAUAGGCCCUUUGCUGCAGCCAACGAUCAAUACCAGUUCUUUUGCUGUUUUAAGUUUGGUCAAUGGACUAGAAACCUACCAAAAUGCAACCUUUGGAUGGGUACAUGUCAAAGAUGUUGCUGAAGCACAUAUUCUAGCAUUCGAGAAUCCAUCAGCAAAUGGGAGGUACCUCUUAAACGAAAGUGUUAAUCAUGUUUCAGAAGUUGUGAAAAUCUUAAGAGAGCUUUACCCUAAUCUCAAACUCCCUAACAAGCCCGCAGAUGACAACCCGUUUGAUCCGACGUACAAGGUUUCUAAGGAAAAGGCUGAAAGCUUAGGCAUCAACUACAUUCCCCUGAAAACUUGCCUCAAGGACACUGUCGAUUGCUUGAUCGAGAAGAAGUUUGUUAGUGUUUGAUUUCUGCUGUUCGUUUACUCUACUGUCGAAUUUUCUGUAUCGUAUGUUCAAUCAAAUCUAUAUGAAGUACCAAUUUCGUUUUAAUUUAUCAUGUUCUGUUCUAAACAUUGAAAGAAAUUUGGAGAAGUUUGUAAACAGAACUGAGAAACAUUUGACUUGUAUAAAUUAAAGUUAACUUUGGUUUUGUUGUUGUGUGUUA